AUGACGGUUGAGUGGAUUCAGGAGGCAGCAGUGAUGGGGAGGGAGGGCCUGCAGAAUGGAGUGCUGGCUGGCACCCUGAGCCAUGUGAAGCUGGGGGGCAAAGGCUGCGGCCAGGACCCGGGACCCAGAGAAGGGGAACAGGGGGAGGGAAGCCGGUGGCGAGUCCACCUGAAAGGCUGGCAGGUUUCAUUUCCAGAAUCAAGGAGAUGUGUUUUCCUUGCAGAGGAGAAUGGAGCCCAGCCAGGACCACAGAGCAGCGAAGAAAUGCUCUACUGUGAGGCCGAACCACCCCCGCCUGUUGAUAAAGAGAAACCGGCCCAGGAGAGCUCAGAAACAGACCUCGAGAUCGAAGAUGCUGAGAGAUUGUUCACCACCGGACAAAGGGAGCUGUACACGGAGGCCUGCAAGCUGGUGGGCGUGGUACCCGUGUCCUACUUCCUCCGGAACAUGGAGGAGGCCUUCCUGAACCUCAACCACCAUGGUCUGGGCCCCAACGGUACCAAGGCUAUUGCUAUAGCCCUGGUGUCCAACACGACUGUGAUCUCCCUGGAGCUGGAAGACAAUUGUAUCAUGGAGGAGGGCGUCCUGAGCCUGGUGGAGAUGCUACAAGAGAACUACUACCUCCAGGAGCUGAAUAUUUCCAACAAUGACCUUGGUUUCGAGGGAGCCAGAAUCAUCUCACGGUUUCUCCAGAGAAAUUCCUCUUCGCUCUUGAACCUUCAACUCUCAGGAAAUGGCUUCAGGGACGAAUCGGCAGAACUGCUGUGCGCGGCCCUGUCGGCCAAUUACCGAAUUCGGGAUAUGGACCUCAGUCACAACCAGUUCUCCGACAAGGGAGGGGAGUUCCUGGGACAGAUGCUGGCCCUCAACGUAGGCCUCGUGUCGCUGGAUCUGAGCUGGAAUCACUUCUGCUCACGGGCAGCAGUGGCCUUGUGCAGCGGCCUCCGGUCUAACGUGACCCUGAAGACCCUGGACCUCUCCAUGAAUGGCUUUGGGAAUGAGGGGGCUGCGGCCUUCGGGGAGGCCCUCAGACUCAACGGCUCCCUGGCCUACGUGGACAUCAGUGCCAAUAACAUCAGCAAUGAGGGGAUCUCCAAGAUCGGCAGGGGGCUGGAGAUGAAUGAGAGCAUCAAAGUCCUGAAGCUGUUCCUGAACCCCAUGAGCAUAGACGGGGCUAUCAUCCUCAUCAUGUGCAUCAAGAGGAACCCCAGGUCCAGGAUGGAAAAGCUCGACAUUUCCAACGUGAUGGUGUCCGAGCAGUUUGUGAAAAUAUUGGACGGGGUGUACGCCGUGCACCCCCAGCUGGACGUGACCUACAAGGCAGUCCAAGGCCUCUCUGUCAAGAGCACCUUCUUCCUGCAGACGAACCCCAUGAAACUGAUCCAGAGCUAUGCGGACCAGAACAAAAUCACGAUCUUGGACUUCUUCAAGAGCUUGAACCCCACUGGGACCAUAAGGAUGUCGAUGGGCGAAUUCUGGAAAGUCAUGAUACAGCAGAACAAGGUCCCCCUAAACCGGUUCCAGCUCAGGGAGCUAACAAAGCGGCUGGAUAACAAGAAAGGCAUGGUGGACUUCAGUCAGCCCACCCUGGAGCGGGGCAAGACCACAGAGGAGACCACGUGGGGAGGACUGCCCAAGGCAGCGCCCUCUGGCGAUGGCCUAAUGUGCACUUACUCAGCCUGCCAGGUGAGGAGGACUCUGCGGCAGGAGGACCCCGCGACUGCCCUGACGGUGAACAGGCCUUCCCUGGGCUUCAGCCAGGGGGAGCCGGGGUUCCAGGGGAAGAGAAAGAACAGCCCCGACCUCCACAGGCGGCAGGCUGCCUCUUCCACAGAUGGGGUCGUGGGGAGCUGGAACUCGCCGCUGGAGGAGGCUGUGGUAUGA
Phyllostomus discolor (pale spear-nosed bat) is the source of this 1884-nucleotide messenger RNA. It is a transcript of the gene LRRC74A, whose product is annotated as leucine rich repeat containing 74A. The record is from RefSeq and is a predicted model, not a curated record. Gene Ontology annotation, molecular function: protein binding. Lineage: Eukaryota; Metazoa; Chordata; Mammalia; Chiroptera; Phyllostomidae.